AUGCUGCGAGAGAUAGGUAGGACCGGCGCAAAACUCAACACCAACGACUGUCUAUCCAUGGUCCUCGCGCUCUGUCCUCAAGCUCCUGUUUACCGCAUUAGCAGUCCGGAUGGGAGAAGUGGCUGUAACGUGACGCGCGCCGUCCCAAAAGGGAAUACGAGUCCCGUCUUUCCGCUGAGGCAGGCGAUACUCGUUGACUUCAACGGCCUUGUAGUUGCACCUCCAGGUGUUUAUGCCUCUCGACCAGCUGAGGACGUGUUGCCUGAGCGCCGGGGCCAGUCAGAGUCGAUAACAUCGUCGAAUAGCGCGACAGAUGUUGGGAACACAUCAACCCAUCACGCCUUUGGAGCUUCUCAGUCGGAAAAACCACUUGGAUCAUCCAGACGGAAUCUUCCAGAGACUCACUAUCACGGAAUGCCACGAUCCGUCAACGCUGCAGCCAGCCCCGCUAAACCUGAAGGUCGAAAGAAGACCAAGUCUCGCAAUGGUUGUCAACACUGCAAGUUCAAAUGUGACGAGACGAAGCCUGGCUGCAUCAAGUGCAAGAACAGAGGCAUCACGUGUCCAGGCUACGAGAAGUCGCUGAAGUGGUCUACUAAGUACGAGUUGUUCCAGCCAGCCGACUUCGAUCGCUCCAAAAAGCCAAAGAAGCCUUCAGACUACUGGAAACAGCCUCCUUCGAGACUGACUGAAAUCGCCCUCACUCCAGAAGUCCGCAGGCACCUGGACGCUUUUGCGGCAACACUACCAACCAAAGCCUGUCGCGAGACUACUCAGUGCGAGCGAAUCCAAGAACUUGACGAGGGAAUCGAGGCGGACCAAAGGCUUGACAGGCCUGACGCCGACCCUAACGAUUCCUUGAGUCCGCCUGAUGCCGAAGAAGUCGACGAACCGCUUGGAGACACAGAAGUAGAUUUCCACCAGCUCGACCUAGAUCUGUUCGACUACCUCAAUGCUGAUGAUCCGUUCGACUACCUCGAUGCUAAUGAUCCGUUCGCAUUCGAGUUCGAAACCGGAGAUGACUGCCAGGAGCUUGCAGUCCAACAUGUCCAUGAUAGAGGCGACGCCCGUCUCUCCAGAUCUUUGCUUCUUGACUACUAUCGUCUUCCUCCUAGCUCCAACACCCACACUAUGCUUGUAGAACAUUAUUUUAGCGACGUCUGUUCCUUGUUUUCAUCUUUUGAUUCCCCCUUGAAUCCUUUCCGUGUAACUAUUGCGCGCAUCUGGGAUAGUUCACCGUCCAUCUAUUACGCAAUUCAGUCCAUGGCUGCAGCGCAGCUCGCCAACACCUUUCCCCAGAUGACAGCUACCGGACUGGAGAUGCAGAAAAGGGCAUACGAAUGCCUCAUCGAGGAGCUGCAGUUGGUUAAUGAUGGACAUAUCAAACGCGAGAGGAUGCUACUCAGCAUAUUACUCCUGGGCCUCUCCACUAGUUGGCAUGAUAGUGGGGACCUGGGCCUUCACCAUCUGACCGUAGCUAGAUCACUUAUCUUGCCCUGCCUCCUCGAAGGGAGUCAAUCUGAUGACAGAGAUGUUCAGCGCCAAGUCCAGUUUUUCGAGGAAUCUCUUAUCUAUUGGGAGAUGUUGAUCGGUUUCGUUUCCGAAGAUUCAAUGAGCUUCUCUCCAAGAGCCAAACCCCUACCCAAGAACGCUUCCUCAUGCAAGUCUGCUUCGGAGACGGUAAAUGGCAAAUUUGUACCACACCCCUGGACCGGAAUCGCGCCUAAGGUACAGAUGCUGUUCGCUGAAGUUGGCCGGAUUGUUCGACGUGAGCGGACGUCGCUGCUUUCAGGCAUCUUUGAUCCUGCAGAUUCUAAAGAGAGGCUUGAUUGCGCUGCCAUUUUGGAGGAGGAAUUACUGACGGCCGAAUACCCUCUGGAAUACGACUUGGUAGACCCUGGAGACCAGAAGACCCACAAGCAUGAUUUCGUUGUUCUUGCGGAAGCCUACCGCUGCGCUGGUCUGCUAGAGAUAUACCGAGUGUUCCCAUUCAUCCUUAGGAAGCGCCUAGGGCAACACGCCGAACCUACAUGGGACCCCGACUUCAACUUCGAGUUUGAAUUCUCUACACCACGAUUCGAGACCAGGCAUGAAACCUCUGACGUCAAUCUCUGGAUCAGCUCUUUGGCAUUGCAUAUUCUCGAUACCCUCGAGUGUCUCCCGCCGUCAUCUGGGACAUCUUGUCUCCAGCCGAUCCUUCUAGUGACCGCAGCUUCAGAGCUAAAACGCGUUUCCACCGUCGAUUAUUUUGACGUUCACGCAAACGACCCAAAGAUCAUUCGCACACGCGCAUUCGUGGACAGACGACUCAACGAAUUCGCCAUGAGACUGCCUGCUAAACCACUCCGACGGAUGCAGGAGCUCAUCAAAGAAGUCUGGCGGCGACUGGAUGCUGGCGACGAUGCCUUUUGGAUGGACGUGAUGAUUGAGAAAGGAUGGCAGACUGUCAUGGGAUGA
This is a messenger RNA of Mytilinidion resinicola, 2457 nucleotides long. RefSeq lists its product as uncharacterized. The transcript is spliced from 5 exons. Gene Ontology annotation, biological process: positive regulation of transcription by RNA polymerase II. The record is from RefSeq and is a predicted model, not a curated record. Gene Ontology annotation, molecular function: zinc ion binding; transcription cis-regulatory region binding; DNA-binding transcription factor activity, RNA polymerase II-specific. Gene Ontology annotation, cellular component: nucleus. NCBI's taxonomy places the organism in Eukaryota, Fungi, Ascomycota, Dothideomycetes, Mytilinidiales, Mytilinidiaceae. The coding region runs from base 1 to 2457 and encodes 818 amino acids.